GUCUAUAUGAUGUUAUGCCAUUUAUACAGAACAAAACAGAGUUAAAUAGGAGUUUUAUAAAGACUAUCAUAUUCGUCUCCAUUACACAACAGCCCAUCUGGUAUUAAUGUCUCUCUACUUCUGAAUCUCUCACUUCAUCAUCAAGUGGGUUCUAUGAGAGUGACGACUCUUUGAUUCCUUCGCCACAUCUUUCUCCUCUCCCCUCACUUUGAUAUCCAUCCUUUUAACAUCCUUCUAUGUCAUCUCUCUAUCCAUCCAUAUUCAUAAAAUAAAAUAAAGCUUCUGAUGUUAUUUUUGUAGGAAGUACUUAGAAACAUAUCGCUCUGUGUUGUGUUGUGUUUUGUUUUUGUAAGAAAUGAGAUCUGGUGUAGAAGAUAACAAAGGAUGGAUUGGACCAUCGACUCCGGAGAUAUCGAAUGGUUUUGAGUUUCAGAAAGGUUCUAACCGAACACCAAACCAUCACCGCUCUACUAUGGGGAAGCCUGCACCGUCGAAAUGGGACGAUGCUCAGAAAUGGCUUUCUGGUGUAGGGCUUGGUCGUGGCGGUGGUGGUGGUGGUGAGAAGAGUAGUCAUCACUCUAGGAAUAAUAAGCCGAGAAACUCCAACGCUGAUGAUCUUAGACUUAUAGCUUCGGCUUCACAAAGAGAACGUGAAGGAGAAGAUCAGUAUGUUGACGUUGAAUACGAAGAUGAAGAAGCGGCGGCGGGAAGGCCGGAGGUUGAGACGAAGAACGUUGACUGUGGUGAAUCUGUUUGGAGGAAAGAGAGUAGUAUUAAUCCUACGGCUGUGAUUAGAUCGGUUUGUGUGAGGGAUAUGGGGACUGAGAUGACUCCUAUUGGGAGUCAAGAACCUUCAAGAACUGCUACGCCUGUGCGAGCUACGACGCCGGUUGGGAGGAGUCCUGUGACUUCACCUGUGAGGGCUUCGCAACGUGGCGAGGCGGUGGGGACGGUGACGGAGACGGUGAUGAAUGUUAGGAGGGUAGAGAGUAGUAAUAAUGAGAUGAGUAAUAAUGGCUUUGGGGAGAGUAAGAAAGCAAUGAGUGCUAUGGAAGCUCGAGCCAUGGCUUGGGAUGAAGCCGAACGGGCUAAGUUUAUGGCUAGGUAUAAGAGAGAGGAAGUGAAGAUACAAGCUUGGGAGAAUCAUGAGAAGAGAAAGGCCGAGAUGGAGAUGAAGAAAAUGGAGGUGAAGGCAGACAGAAUGAAAGCAAGGGCAGAGGAGAAGCUAGCAAACAAGCUAGCGGCCACAAAAAGGAUAGCGGAAGAGAGGAGGGCAAACGCCGAGGCGAAGCUGAACGAAAAGGCUGUCAGGACUUCAGAGAAGGCUGAUUAUAUAAGGAGAAGUGGUCAUUUGCCUUCUUCUUUCUCUUUCUCCUUUAAGCUUCCUUCUCGCUGUUGGUGUCAAUAGUCUUGUGUAUUAUCAUUAUUUAUCUUUAGAAUGUAAUCGUAUGGAUUUAGUGAUUCAGUAACUAAUUAACGCAGAAACGAAAAGUACUUCAAUGGUUU
Messenger RNA from Camelina sativa (false flax), 1506 nucleotides. RefSeq lists its product as uncharacterized. NCBI's taxonomy places the organism in Eukaryota, Viridiplantae, Streptophyta, Magnoliopsida, Brassicales, Brassicaceae. The record is from RefSeq and is a predicted model, not a curated record.